Molecule: messenger RNA, 1279 nt
Organism: Symsagittifera roscoffensis
Lineage: Eukaryota; Metazoa; Xenacoelomorpha; Acoela; Convolutidae
Exons: 5
Coding region: 406-1095 (229 amino acids)
Molecular function (GO): calcium ion binding
Source: RefSeq, a predicted model, not a curated record
CGUGCCAAUCCUGUGGGACAUCCGAAAAACAAUGUAGAAUAAAAUAACCCACUUCAUUUUUUCUAAUCCAAUCGAAGAUAUUUCAAGCAACCAAAUUUAUCUUUCGCUGCUUUUUUUUAGCAAAUAGAACAUUUUUUUUCAAAUUUUAACUCCCUUUUUAGUUGAUCUUGUUGCAUGUUUUAUCCUCGAGCGAACUUAAUCUGAGAUUAGCUUGUCGUAACAGACAAGUAUUGAUUUGAAUGAAUUAAAGGUGUCUGCUUUGAAGAUUAUUUUCUAAUUAUAAUAUCGUUUUUGAAUCAGAUAAUCCCAACUUAAGACGUUGCUAGGUCGCUUUUUUCCUCCAAUCAAAUCUCUCUUUGACAAAACAUAUCGCAUCCUGUCUAUUGACAUCUUGUCUGUUCAGUCAUGAAGUUCCUCUCUAGUCUCACAAAUGGGCUGAAGGAGGCAGUGGGCAUCGAGAAAAAGUGGGAGUGGGGAGACGAAGAAAGAGAGUGGUUCCACACUUUCGAGUCAGAGCUGUCUCACUUCAAAACCAAGAUAGAGAAGACAGCUGAGCCAUACUACAAGGACCAGAUGAUGACCCCACUCAUCAGCAGAAGCGACUUCGUUGAGCUGUGCAGGCUAAUUUUGACGAAGGAUUUCGACCUGGAUAAAGAAGACAUGCGAGAUAUCAACUAUGACGAUGUGUUUGACACCCACCUCAAGCAGCAGGGGGGUCAGUUCGGAAGGGACAACCUGGAAGCGGUGUGUCUCACUAAAUGUCUGGCUACUCCCUUCAGAGAGCCAUCCAACUUCUUCUACUUCUUCGCCCUGAGUGACACCAACAAGUCGGGAGGUCUGGACACAGUUGAGUUCAAACGUAUGCUACAGAACAAAUUCAAAUCAGCCGGAAAAGGCAAAGAGGUUAAGAUCGAUCACUUGAUGGAGGAGUACUUCCCCUCCGACGAACAAGACAACGUGCUCUACAACUUCUUCAAGAAGAUCAAGGGCAAGGAUGAAGUGUCCAUUGCAACUUACGUGCAGGCGUUUCCUCAAGAUCUGUUGCAGGAGUGCACGUGCAGUGAAUACAUAGCCCAAUGCGUGGCAUCUCAUUGAAACUAUUUUAGACUUUUGGACUGUUUCCCAUUAAAGUCCUCUCCCUUCUUCCCAUAAUAUGAUCAGAAUCACAACGCUUUGAGCCUUCAUUUUUUACUGGGGAGGGGGUUUAAUAAGAACGAGCCGACUUGUGUUCCAGAUCACAAAAAAAGCAGCCCUUCUUGGGACCCUUUGAAAAUAUACU